UCUUUGCCAUUCAUUUCAUUUCUAUUUCUGCCUGAAAUUGGGUGUCAUUUCAUAUUUUCUGAUUCUUCUCUGUUAUGGCUGCGCAGUAUUUAGUCUCUGUUCCUGCAAAGGCCACAAAGUCUGUGGAUUUUACUGACAAGUUGCCACGUUUCAUUGCCAACAACUAUGAGGAGGAGGCUGGUACAUUCCGAGACGCAAUAAAGGAACUAAACGUACUGAGAGAGUCCACUGUCGUAAAGUCACCCGACAAGCACGAAACUGGGCUAGACCUCAUUAUUAGGUAUCAUGAUCAACUGGCAGCAAUUGAGAAUAAGUUACCAAUAUCUGAGAGUCAGAUACACAUAAAGUUUAAUUGGCACGAUGCCUUCUCCACUGGUUUACUCAGCUCAAAGAAUGCUUCAAUGGUGUCUGGUUUAUAUGAGAGAUGCUGUGUUUUGUUCAAUAUUGGUGCUCUACAGUCUCAGAUUGCAAAGUCUCAAAAUUUUGAUAGUGACGAGGGCCUAAAGGCUGCUGCCAAGCAUUUUCAAGGUGCAGCCGGCACGUAUCAGCAUCUAAGGGAGCAGGUGUUUGCUCACCUCCAGUCCUCACCAACUCCUGAUCUAUCAGCUGAAUCACUGACAGCUCUGGCUACACUUAUGCUGGCACAAGCUCAAGAAGUCUGUGUAUUCAAAGCUUAUAAAGAUAAAAUCAAGACUCACGUUAUUGUUAAACUGGCAAUGCAGUGUUCCGAUUUAUAUUCUGAGGCUCUCAGUAACAUGAUGGUUGGUUCGGUCCGCGGCCAGUGGGAGAAAGGAUGGCUGGCCAUUGUCUCAGGGAAGAGCCAGUACUUUCACGGAGUUGCUCAGCAUCAUCUCGGACUUGUUGCUCAGAGCAAUAAAAGUUUUGGUGAAGCUGUAGCUAGAAUGAAGAAAGCUUCAGAUUUGGUUCGUGAGGCCGACAGGAGAGGAGAGGUAUUCUUCAAACCAUACGAGCUCACCUCAUCUCUGAAGAAAGACUUGGAAGCCGUAGAAAAAGACAAUAAUUUCAUAUAUAAUGAUCGUGUUCCUGAUUUUGGGACUCUUGAGCCUCCUGGUAAAGCCUCCAUUGCUAAGGCAAUACAGUUUCAGUCCCCAGCCUCAAACUUCCUUGAUUUAUUUGCCAAUCUUGUUCCUCUACCUGUCAGUCGUGCUAUGUCCAAUUAUAACGGCAAGAAGGAUGCACUUGUCAAUGAGGAGCUUGAGAAACUGAGGAAUGCAACAUCUUCCUUGAACGAAAACCUUGCUAGUAAGAAUCUUCCAGCUGCCAUUGAAGACACUGGCGGUAAUGCUGUGCCUGACUCCAUUAAAGAGAAGAGUCAAGGGAUUCGUGAGCAAGGAGGGAUACAAUCACUUGAAGAUAAACUUUAUUCACUACCUGAACUGCUAACAAGGAACAGAGAGAUACUUGAUGAGACUCAGAGGAUGCUUGAUGAAGAAGAGAGAGAUGAUACAGCACUGAAGGAGAGAUUUGGCUCAAAAUGGAAGAGAACUACAUCAAAUGAACUGACACAGAGCAUUCGUAAUGAUGUUGUAAAAUUUCAAGGAAUUAUCGAAUCAGCAACUAAAGCUGAUUCAACCGUUAGAGAGAAAUUUGAGACACAUCGUCCAGCUAUGGUGACACUCACAAAGAGCGAGACUGACCUUGAAGCAUCUCUGCCUAAAGCUGGUGCAAUGGCAGCCGUCAAAGCUGGAAGCCCAUCUGUCCAAGAGCUUCGUUCAUUGAUGGAGGAUGUGAAAACUAUAAAAGCUGAGAGAGAAGUGUUGGAGCAACAGCUAAAAAGGCCAAUUGCUGACAUUAUCCCAAAGUUUUUACAGUCACUCAAAGAAUUAGGAGAUGUUGAUGAAGAAGCAAUAUCAGAAGCACAUCUUCGUACAGAAUAUGGAAAAAUACAAGAACAGGUGGCUGAGAGUGUGGAGCGCCAAGAAGUAUUAGAGCGUAAGAUCAAUGCGGCUUACGUCCAGUUUCAACAAGAGACAGAGCAAAGAGGAGUCAGUGAGCGAGAUCAGAUGCUUAAAGACCUUGCUGCUGGCUUUGAUGCAUACAUGGAGCUCUCCAACAACCUUGCUGAAGGAUCAAAGUUUUACAAUGACUUGACUCCACUCCUGGUCAAGAUACAAGGGAAAGUAUCUGAUUUUGUCUAUGCCCGCACGACAGAGAAAGAUGACUUACUAAAAGAUUUACAGCGAAACAUUGCAUCAACUCCAAGCCAACCAGCACCACCUGUACCACAAUACCAACAAGGUAAGGAGCAACCACCUGCUAGGCCACCACCACCUGCUGUACAACAGAGCCAACCACCUCCUCCUUCUCAACCCUCUCAUAAUCCAUCAGCUCCUCCACCUCAAGGCUCUUACUACCAACAGCCACCACCACAAGGACAGCCACCACCACAAGGACAGCCGCCACCACAAGGAGGUUAUGCUCCACCAUAUGGGUAUGCCCAAGGUCCUCCUCCUCCUCAUGGAUAUUAUCAGCAGGCACCACCACCUGGUGCUUAUGCUCCCCCUCCUCAAGGAUACCACCCUCCACCUCCUCACGGGUAUGCUCCUCAACCUUACUACGGGGCACCUCCCCCUCAAGGAUAUUAUCAGCCACCGCCACCACAUGGUUACGGACAGCAGCAACAACCUUAUCAACCUCCUCCAAGACGUUGAGUGUACUGAUAAUUAGUAUACUCACUGCUUUCGUUGUAGGACUAUUAUUGUAUUGUGUACUACAUCUAAUUAUUAUUAUUUUGAUUCAAGUGUUGUUUUUGUUAUUGAUGACUAAUAAUUUUUGUUUUAGAUUUAACGUUUGUUGUCUCUCAUUGGGUUAAUUAAUAAAUAAA
This is a messenger RNA of Amphimedon queenslandica, 2845 nucleotides long. Its product is annotated as programmed cell death 6-interacting protein-like. The coding region runs from base 75 to 2672 and encodes 865 amino acids. Gene Ontology annotation, molecular function: protein binding. The record is from RefSeq and is a predicted model, not a curated record. Gene Ontology annotation, cellular component: endosome. Gene Ontology annotation, biological process: mitotic cytokinesis. The transcript has 19 exons. Lineage: Eukaryota; Metazoa; Porifera; Demospongiae; Haplosclerida; Niphatidae.